AUGGCAAGUUACGAAACUGAACACGGCAUCGAUCGAGUAGAUCAAACCGAAAGCCGUCCACGCAGGCCGGACCUUUCUUCCUUCUUCAAUCUUCUGUCCCAGAUUACCCCCGAUCGACCGGAGGAGAGAGCGCGGGAAUAUGCUCUUCCAGUACCCGGCGAUGUGUCGGCCGCAUUUACCUCACUCGCCGAAGCAUUUCAAAUAAUUCAAAGAGAAAAUGACCAUGCAGACUCGAAUCUCCUCCAAGACAUGAUCAGCUCCUUGAUAGAAGCAGCCGAACAUCCACCUCGGGAAGUGAAAGGUGUGGACGAGGAAUACAUUGCUGGCCUCGAGCGGGUCAAUAUCAAGACGGUCAAGAAGGAUGCGGAAUGCCCGAUCUGUGGAAAUGCAUUUGUGGACGACCCUCAUCCACUUGUGGUACGGCUACCCUGUCACCCGACUCAUAUCUUCGAUCUGGAGUGCAUCAGGCCCUGGCUUCUUUUGAAUGGGACCUGUCCUCUCGAUAGAAUGGAUCUGGCGCAGCGGGAGCGGGAUCGAAAACAGAAACUGUUGGAAGAGAUCAAAAAGAAUGCCGCUCCUGACGAUGAGGAGGAAGAGUGGGAUGGACUGUAUGGCUAA
This is a messenger RNA of Exophiala dermatitidis NIH/UT8656, 618 nucleotides long. RefSeq lists its product as uncharacterized. NCBI's taxonomy places the organism in Eukaryota, Fungi, Ascomycota, Eurotiomycetes, Chaetothyriales, Herpotrichiellaceae. The record is from RefSeq and is a predicted model, not a curated record. Gene Ontology annotation, cellular component: cytoplasm. Gene Ontology annotation, molecular function: ubiquitin protein ligase activity. Gene Ontology annotation, biological process: protein ubiquitination. The transcript has 2 exons. Bases 1 to 618 code for a protein of 205 amino acids.